AUGGUAUUCUGUGACCAUUGUCAACGCUGGUAUCAUUUCGUGUGCGCCGGAGUAACAGAAGAAGUGAGAGAUGACUCUUGGUCAUGCGAAGAGUGCUUAGGGCAUGUAGACAGCGGUUCCAAAUCAAAACAUAUGUCACAGGAGUUAGAGAAACUCGAAAAAGAAAUGGAAGAAGAAAGACAGAGAUUGGAAUUGGAAAAGCUGCUGCACAAAAAGCGACUCGAGCAUCAAAGAGAGUUGUUCUUAAUGCGUCAACAGGCUGAACAAGAGAAGCGGGAGAUAGAGUUGGCAUAUGAGAAGGAGCAAAUGGAGUUGCAAGUAGCCAAGGAAGAAGCACACCGGAAGAAACGCAAUGAAGUACUUAACCGCAAGGUUAAGGAUGUGCGUGACAAGCUGGAGCAAGCGAAGCUGGAUUCGGAGAAGGAAAGUGAAAGUAAGAAGAAAGGAAAGUUGUGCCGAUCAGAAACGGGAACAGGAAAGCCGGAAAAGGAGAAGCCCGAGAAGCGUCAGUCGGGCAAAACAGGCCGGGAAAAAGCUGAACCGUCGAACGAAGAGCACAAGGAUUAUCGAGGAGCUUUCACCAAAUAUUCUACGCCAAAGGCAGCAAACGUUGAUCCUCUUGUAUUGCAUAAUUUUACUUCACCGCCGGUCCUGGGCGAAGGGAAAACGCCAUUGGGUCAUCCGGACCUGCCGAAGACGAAAAAGUUCGUAAAUUGCGAAGAGAAAAAGUGUGCAGAAUACGACGAUGGUAGCAGCUCGAGCGAAGAAGAGGGUUCUGAUGAGUCCGAUUCGGAACAAGUUAGUUCGUCGCAAGAGGAGGAGAAUUCCGGGGAAAAGUGA
Armigeres subalbatus is the source of this 840-nucleotide messenger RNA. Its product is annotated as cilia- and flagella-associated protein 251-like. The transcript has 2 exons. Lineage: Eukaryota; Metazoa; Arthropoda; Insecta; Diptera; Culicidae. The coding region runs from base 1 to 840 and encodes 279 amino acids. The record is from RefSeq and is a predicted model, not a curated record.